AUGGCUGGGGAUGUGGUGUCCCGCAAGGACAAGCGCAGACAGGAGCGCGAUAGGAAGAAACGAGGGACCCGCAAGCGCCAGCGCAAGGACGAGAUCGAUAACUCAGCAGUGACGAAGCGCGUGCGAGCACAUGCGGUGCGUGGAAAGAAGCGUAUUCCAACAGCUCGUGGAGACUCGAGCAUCAGGAAUACAUUUCACGAGUUUUUAGCAGAAGCUGCGAGUACAAAAGGGAAUUCGCAGUCACUGGGUGCAGAAGAUACGGAGAUUAAGAAUUUGGAGCUCAAGUUGGGACUCGGCUCGUCAUCAGGCCCGAAAUCCGAGUCGGCGCUUAAAAAGCUGCAAAAAGAAUACUCGAAGGACGGACUAGGGGAAGACUUUGCGGACUUUCUGUUGGGGCUAAACCAUAUUUCAGAAGUGGUCAAGGCACAGACCCAGCCAAGUAAGUCUACUCGCCAUCGUUCAGACGACGGAGAAAGCGGGAUGGAGGAGGUUGAGGCGACGGACAAUUGUGCGAAAUCAGAGGUAAGCAGUGCUUACGAAGACCACGUAGAGAUGGACGAAGAGACUCGACGCGAGAUGAAGCUGCUAGAAGCAGAGGAUGCUGAGUUUCUGAAAGGCAUGGACGAGCUUCCUACGGAUGAGUCUGAAGACGAGUCAGAUACGGACCUUGCGCAGUUUUGUUCGGAUGACGAGGGGGAGGAAGAUAAAGCCAGCGACGAAGCUCAAGCGAACACGUUGCGAAACCAGCAGUUGACUUGUGGUAGCCCUUACGAGAAUAGUAGUGACGAUCAAAGACUAUCAAAACAGGAAGAAGGCGAAGAGGGGAGUGAUGACGAAAAGCUCAUUAGGGGUGCAGAAAGCAAACAGCAUAAAGAGGCUGGCGAGGAUGCAGAUAAGGAGAGUGUUGCUGUCGUGGAAGAUAUCUACGGUCGACCCGUCAUCAAGUCAGUGAGUGGGUCCGAGACGCCAUUGACAUACUUGCCUCCCCACCUUCGCCGCGAUCUUCAAGCUAAAGCCGAGGUUUCUUCCGCUACAGCGGCUACAGAAAAGUCCGGGUCUUUGCAGCUGAAUGACCAAGCUUUGAGGGAACUGAGGCGUCGAUUGAAUGGCCAACUCAACCGUAUAUCUGAAUCCAACAUGGAGUCUGUCGUCUUAGAUAUCGAGAAGUUGUACCGUGAAAACAGUCGAUCGCUCGUCAACAAGAUAUUGAUGGAAAAGCUGCUUCAGACGACGUGCCACCCGCGACAGGUGAUGGCACCGCUUACGAAGGUUGGCGGUGCUUUAGUGGCAGCUCUGUAUCACAGCGUCGGCAGCGAAGUGGGAGGGUUCUUUGUCGAAAAGUUGGUAUGCAGACUAAUGGACAGCGUGGAGAAGGAGAAGCAACAACGCAGCGAGUUCGCAGGUAUACAGCCUGUCGACCAAUACGAUGGCGACGGAAGGACGUCCAAAGUGCCAGUAAACUUGAUGCUGUUUGUGAUGAUGCUGUACAACUUCGGAGUUGUGCACUGUACUCUCGUGUAUGACCUCUUUCGGGCGUUCGUGAGCAGCUUCUCGUCGACCGACAUUGAGCUUAUUCACCAGCUUUUACUUGUUGGUGGCGCUCAACUCCGCGCGGACGAUGCCGACGCUCUGCGCCAAAUGGUUGCUGCUGUGCAGAAGAAAGUGGGCGAGGCAUCACAAGCGGAUGGCGGAAAACAGCGCGAUGAACGUGUCUGCUUCAUUCUUGACCUUAUUUACAACCUCAAAAAGGUAUCCAAGCACAGUAGUAACCGCGACUCCGGAAGUUCUAGUGGAAAUGCACACGAUGUGUCAUCCCUAAAGAAGUGGCUCGGCCGCGUGAAGACGAGGUGUGGCAACGCCAACAACCCGCUACGUGUAUCGCUACACGAGCUGCUCCACGCUGACGAGGACGGGCGUUGGUGGGUAGUUGGCGGUACGUGGGUCGGUUACCAGCAAAAGUCGAGUGGUGAUGAGGCAAACGCUGAUGCGAGUGCGAAAACUGCACGCGAGAACGACCGGCUGUUGAAACUCGCGGAGAAGCAGCACAUGAACACAGAUGUCCGAAAGAAAAUCUUUGUCGCGCUCAUGGGCGCGACCGAUUGUUCCGACGCCUACGAGCGGCUUCUGCAGCUGCACUUGAAGGAGAAACAGGAACGCGAAAUUGUCCGUGUGGUGCUACAUUGCUGUGGUCAAGAGAAGAAGUUCAACAAGUACUACCUAGUGCUGGCCGAGAAAAUGUGUGAGAUGGAUCCAAGAUACAAAUUUACUUUCCAGCUCGCGUUCUGGGAUAUUUUCAAGAUCAUGGAGUCACAGAAGCCACGACGAAUAUACAAUCAGGCUCGAAUGCUGUCCGGGCUGGUGACGAGCAACAGUUUGUCAUUGUCAUGUCUGAAGGUGCUGGAUUUUACGCAGUUGGAAGAGAAGAGCAUUUUGUUUCUGCGGGUUGUGUUGGAAGAGAUUCUUACGGUGGAGAGCGAACUGGAGAUGGCACAGACGUUCCAGCGUUUGCUACAUUCAAAGAAGGCGCAGCUCGUGAUUGAUGGCCUUGCCGUAUUUCUCCAUCAGCACGUGACGAGCUUCCGCGGCCAACCGGAUCCAAAACUGCGGUUGUUGCUGAAAAAGCGUGUCAAAAGUGUCAAGAGUUUGCUCGACCAACUUGCUAAGGUAGCUGGGUCAGCUUACAAAGAAGCAGCUUGA
Messenger RNA from Hyaloperonospora brassicae, 2697 nucleotides. The record is from the annotation of a GenBank genome assembly. NCBI's taxonomy places the organism in Eukaryota, Oomycota, Peronosporomycetes, Peronosporales, Peronosporaceae.